CCCUGACCUGCGCGCCUGUCCAUCCCAGCAUGGCCGCCGCCUCGUCCUCCUCCUGCGGCGGCGCCGGCUGCGGGGCCCGCUGCUCCUCCUCCACCUCGUCAUCCGUAGAGGAUGCUCCGGAGGGGAUUCUGGGCCGUCUCUCCAUAUCCGGUGCCGCCGCCUCCUGCGGCAAGUGCGGCGGCGGCGCCGUCGUCGUGGUUGCCGGAGGCGUCGGUCUGUGCGGAGAGUGCUUGCGGGCCCAGCUGUUCGGGAAGUUCAAGCUCGCCGUCACAAGCAACGCCAUGGUUCGGCCAACCGACUCCGUCCUCGUCGCCUUCUCCGGCGGCCCCGCCUCUAGGGUUGCUCUGCAAUUUAUACAUGAGAUGCGGUCCAAGGCAAUCGAAAGCUGGGACGCCAGCAAUUCGGAAGCCCUACCGGUCUUCAAUGUCGGGGUGGCGUUCGUUGACGAGAGUGUUUUGUUGUCGAAGCCCGAAUGCGAAGUUGAGCAGGCAACUGAAGAUAUUAAGUCAAUUGUGUCGAGUUUGUUGCCGGGAGAUAACGCAAUGCACAUUGCCUCUCUUGAUGACGUGUUCUCCCCGGAAUCAAAAGACGGUGAAGGCAGGCUGAGGGAGCUAGUUGGAAUGAUUACUGAUGAUACUGGGAGGGAGGAUCUUCUUCAGUGCUUGCGCAUGCUUUCGUUGCAGAAGAUUGCACUGGAAAAUGGGUACACAAAGAUCAUGCUGGGAUCAUGUGCUUCUACAAUAGCAUGUCAUGUGCUAUCUGCAACAGUAAAGGGCCAAGGUUAUUCCUUACCAGCUGAUAUCCAAUAUGUUGAUACACGGUGGGAAGUGCCUGUCGUUCUUCCACUUCGUGAUUGCCUGGCCCAAGAGCUUAGCCUGCUCUGUGAAUUUGAUAGUUUAAAGACACAGCAACUUCUUGAUAGGCCUUGCAGUGGCAUCAAUGGCUUAGUCGCAUCUUUUGUUGCACGACUAAGGGAGGAGAAUCCUUCUCGUGAGCAUACUAUUGUAAGAACUGCACAAAAACUUAAGCCAUUCCCUUUUAACAAGUUCUCAGCAAAUGGCUAUCAUGAUUUCCUGCCGUCGCGGCUGCGUCCCAAGUUCCAGGAUGUUGAUAGCGAUGAGUCUGCUUUCUCUGAGGUUCUCUGCCUGAUAUGUCGAAGUCCAUUCAGUGAAUCAGAACUCCAGAAUGUUGAAAGCACAAGGCACACGUCUCAGAAGAAAAUUGAUCUGUAUACUGCUUAUUGCUGUCAAAGCUGUCAUUUCCAGAUUCUACCAGGAGGUAGAGACCUGUAUGACCAUUUCUUUUCACUACUACCAAGGUUCUGGACUGAGAGAGUAGAUACUGCAUCUGCCAGCCAUAGCUCGCUAAGAGAUCAAAUAGAAGACUAUCUUCUUGAAGACGAUGAUGAUGGGAACUGACACUUGUUCAUUGAGUGAAUCCCAAACUUACUUGCCAGAAGCCUGCAGAGAUUCCUUCCUAGUUGGGCCUCACAAAUCAUGACAUAAACCAAACUUGCUUGGGAUAACAGUGUUCGCAUCUAGUAAGGCACUGGUUUAUUCAGACUUCUGCCAUAUUCUUAGAAUUACCCUCCAUUAUAUUUUUUAUUUAAUUUUCUGGUGUACCUGUAAGUCCUCCCUCAAGUUAAAACAUGUCUGAAACUUGUAGUGAUAAAGGAAACCAUCACUUGCCAGCAGUUUUGCACUGAUCUCAAACAGCUGACUUUGGGUAGCUGCAGGCUCCCAACUUCCAUGUGAUUACAGUAUUCUGAUUGGUCUCACCUACUGUACCAACUAUUUGCCUGCAAGAUUGUAAUCAGAUGAAUUUACAAAAUGGGUUUACAACAACUAUUGUGCUGUAUAAACUUUUGUACUCGCUUGAUUAUAAUCUAUUACACUGUUGCAUUUG
This is a messenger RNA of Triticum dicoccoides, 1905 nucleotides long. Its product is annotated as cytoplasmic tRNA 2-thiolation protein 2-like. Gene Ontology annotation, biological process: tRNA wobble position uridine thiolation. Lineage: Eukaryota; Viridiplantae; Streptophyta; Magnoliopsida; Poales; Poaceae. The coding region runs from base 30 to 1418 and encodes 462 amino acids. Gene Ontology annotation, cellular component: cytosol. The record is from RefSeq and is a predicted model, not a curated record. The transcript has 8 exons. Gene Ontology annotation, molecular function: sulfurtransferase activity; tRNA binding.